GGCGGGUGUAGGUAUAAAAACUUAUUUCAGCCCUUUUCUCGUCCUCUUUUAACUCCGUACGAUAGAAAGUGAUUUAGUGGUCUCUUGGUGGUAGUUGUAUCCUCAACCAAUUCAAGGUCAUCAUGCAGAACGGUGGAAAGCUCCAGUACAAAGUCGCUGACAUCAGCCUGGCUGAUUGGGGUCGUAAAGAGAUCAUCAUGGCUGAGAAUGAAAUGCCUGGUUUGAUGGAGAUGCGAAAGAAAUAUGGUCCCACAAAGCCUCUCACAGGAGCUAAAAUUGCAGGCUGUCUGCACAUGACAAUCCAAACUGCUGUUCUUAUUGAAACUUUGACUGAAUUGGGAGCUGAGGUUCAGUGGUCUUCUUGUAAUAUCUUCUCCACCCAAGACCAUGCUGCAGCAGCUAUCGCUAAGACAGGUGUUCCAGUGUAUGCCUGGAAGGGAGAGACUGAUGAGGAGUAUGUCUGGUGUAUUGAGCAGACCCUUGUCUUCCCUGAUGGAGAGCCACUGAACAUGAUCCUUGAUGAUGGUGGUGACCUCACCAACCUUGUUCACGACAAAUAUCCCCAGUUUUUGCCAAAAAUAAAGGGACUUUCAGAAGAGACCACGACUGGUGUACAUAACUUGUACAAAAUGCUUGAGCAAGGCAAACUGAAGGUGCCAGCCAUUAAUGUCAAUGACUCUGUUACCAAGAGCAAAUUUGACAACCUGUAUGGAAUCCGUGAAUCUCUUGUUGACGGUCUGAAGAGAGCAACAGACAUCAUGCUUGCUGGAAAAGUCUGUGUUGUAGCUGGAUAUGGAGAUGUUGGCAAAGGAUCAGUACAGUCUCUCCGUGGUUUUGGCGCUCGUGUUCUGGUCACUGAAAUUGAUCCCAUCAAUGCCCUUCAAGCUGCCAUGGAAGGAUACGAAGUUGUUACCAUGGAAGAAGCUGCCUCACAGGGACAGAUCUUUGUCACAUCAACAGGAUGUAGUGGAAUCGUCACUUCAGAACACUUCUUGAAGAUGAAGGAUGAUGCCAUCAUCUGCAAUGUUGGCCAUUUUGAUUGUGAAAUUGAUGUUGCAUGGCUCAAUGAAAACUGUAAAAAGGACAACAUCAAACCUCAGGUUGACCGUUACGCCCUCCCCAAUGGUCGUCACAUCAUCCUGCUUGCUGAGGGCCGUCUAGUAAAUCUUGGCUGUGCCAUGGGACAUCCAUCAUUUGUCAUGAGCAACUCUUUCACAAACCAGGUCAUGGCUCAGAUUGAACUUUGGGAGAAGACAAGUGAAUACAAAAUUGGUGUUUACAUGCUGCCCAAGAAGCUCGAUGAAGAAGUUGCCAGGUUGCAUUUGGACCAUCUCGGAGUUAAGAUGACCAAGCUUAGUGACAAACAAGCCAAUUACUUGGGAAUACCCUCUGAUGGACCUUACAAACCCUCUCACUACCGCUACUAAAUACCCCUUUUUGGGAUUGGACAAGACAGUGGACUUUUAACAACAAAUUAAUUUCCUUACAUGUGUUUGUGGAGAUGUUUAUUCCUCUAUGUCGUAAACUUUGGUGUCAGUGGCGCUAUUUAUUAUAAUUGUGUUGCUUAAAUAAACAAAUAAGCCUACUGAUUGGGAA
This is a messenger RNA of Pocillopora damicornis (cauliflower coral), 1596 nucleotides long. RefSeq names its product adenosylhomocysteinase B. The record is from RefSeq and is a predicted model, not a curated record. Lineage: Eukaryota; Metazoa; Cnidaria; Anthozoa; Scleractinia; Pocilloporidae. Gene Ontology annotation, biological process: L-methionine cycle. Gene Ontology annotation, molecular function: adenosylhomocysteinase activity. Gene Ontology annotation, cellular component: cytosol.